AUGCCACCCCAGCGACACUCCCAGUUACUUCCUUUACUAGCUUUGUCCAUAGAAUUUGGUUCAACUGUUGCCCUUGCUUUUACUGCACCGUUGAAAAUGGGUUCAUGGUUUUUGAUAGAAGAAUUUAGCGUUAAGGUUCUUCUAACAGUUGUUAAACUUUUUGCCUCCAAUGAUCGGGCUAUUCGAGUUGGUCUGCUGCAACAUAUUGAUCAAUAUGGGGAGUCAUUGUCAGCACAAAUUGUUGACGAGCACGUAUGCAGCAAGUCAUAA
Molecule: messenger RNA, 270 nt
Organism: Ilex paraguariensis (yerba mate)
Lineage: Eukaryota; Viridiplantae; Streptophyta; Magnoliopsida; Aquifoliales; Aquifoliaceae
Source: the annotation of a GenBank genome assembly